Messenger RNA from Rhodofomes roseus, 1560 nucleotides. Its product is annotated as UDP-Glycosyltransferase/glycogen phosphorylase. The record is from RefSeq and is a predicted model, not a curated record. NCBI's taxonomy places the organism in Eukaryota, Fungi, Basidiomycota, Agaricomycetes, Polyporales, Fomitopsidaceae. The transcript has 11 exons. The coding region runs from base 1 to 1560 and encodes 519 amino acids. Gene Ontology annotation, molecular function: UDP-glycosyltransferase activity.
AUGGCUGAAGUCGGUUCUAACUCGUUGUCAGCAUCGCGCAAACAUAUCGUUCUGUUCGCGUACGACGCCUGGGGUCAUAACCGGCCCCUUUGCGCUUUCGCUGCGAGGAUCAUAAAGGCUGAACAGGUCCAUAUCACCUAUUUUGUCCCUGCAGAGCUCGUCGACCGCGUGUACGAGGAGCUGAGGCGCAACUUCAAGCCUGAGGAGACCGAGCUGCUCAGCCUCGUGCGGGUAGUAGGCCUCCACAACGAAUCCACGAACCCUCUGCACCACGACGCCCUCGACGCAGGAUUCGCGAAGGCAUUCGAAGCCCUCUUGCGAGGAGACAAAAUCACGUGUAUUUUGACCGAUGUCGUUCAUACUGCUCUGCCACGCAUAGACUGCGUCGUCCUUGAUAUGUAUGCAAAGCGGCCGUUGGAUUUCGUCAGAACGCAUGGCCCGUCGUCCGUGAAGGUCCUCGUCUGGUACUCGGCAGCAGCGACCCGCCUCCUUCCAUUCUACGGCCCCGACAAGAUGGGCGGGAGGAACACUGCACUCUCUCGCGUGGCAGAUGAAAUAAAGCGAAGCGGGCGUCCUCUGCACGAAGUCGCUGCUGAGGCUUGCCUGACCUGCGAUGGCUCGGUUAUUGAGAUACCAGGCCUACCGCCGAUGCAUGACUACGAACUGUACCCCCAGAGGGUCCCCUUCCAAGAGAUAAUGAGCAUCAUGCUCUACAAUACGUACCUAACACUGGACGGAUGUGACGGUGUGAUCCUGUCGACUCCGGAGUGCUACGAACCAGAGACGGUGGAGGCCGUCAGGCAGUACUACAAGGCGAUGUCGCGCAGCGUCUUCGUCUGCGGACCGCUCACGGCCUCUGGUUCGCGUGCGAUGGUCUCCGAGCAGCGGAACCCUCACGCUACGGCGGUGGGGCAGCUGCUGGACCGAGUUCUCCACGAGCGCGGGGUCGCGUCGCUGCUGUAUAUUUCCUUUGGGUCGCUCUUCUGGCCUCCUGCGCCGGAACGACUGUGGGCGUUCCUGGACGUCGUGAUGGAGUUAGGCAUACCCUUUAUCAUGGCACAUGCCUCAGCUUGGGCAGUCGUCCCGGAGAACGUCAAGCAUAAAGUAGACACGUACCCGCAUGGCUUGAUGACUCGCUGGUGUCCGCAGCAGAUGCUCCUCGCGCAUCCAGCUACGGGCUGGUUCCUGACCCACGGAGGACACAACAGCGUCAUAGAAUCGAUCGGCCAGGGCGUGCCUAUGAUCUGCUGGCCGUACCAAUUCGACCAGCCCACGAACGCGGUGCACCUCAGCUGCAACCUCGACGUCGCGUACGAACUGUUCGAGGUCCGCACGGAGAACGGCGUGAAGCCGAUUCGCCAUACGGGCAGAGCCCCAGACGCAACGGUGGAGUCGACAAGACGAGAGGCCAAGGAGGUGCUGCAGCUGGCUUUUGGUGAAGAUGGGGAGCGCAAGCGGGGGAAUAUCCGCAAGCUCCGAGUGGCCUUUCAGGAGGCAUGGGCCGAUGACGGCCGGGCGACACAAGAACUGCGGGCUUUCCUGGAUUCAUUGAACUCGUAG